AUGCCACCUACCAAUAAAUCAGUGCGGAUCAAUGCCAUUGUUACCCGCUGUCUGCUUCCCAGUUUUAGCCAGCCACACAUCUUUGCUGGGGUCAUGGCAUGGCAUGCAGUUCCCCCGGAGAUGGGAAGGUGGAGGAGACCUUUCUCUCUCGGUGUUGAAAUAAAGAAAAAGGCCAGGGAGCAUGAAAUGAAUUACGACACAAAGAAACAUACCGUCUCCAACUUUUCCAAGCGGCCAGUGCUGCUUAUUCGUCCCGUCCCGUUCCCAAAAUGCGCUUCCGGGACAUCCAGGCGGAUGGUCAACCCUCAGCCAGCUUGUCCCGGAAAGCUGGAGGAGUGGACAGGGGCAGUUUGGGGAUAUCAUACGCGAACCAAUGAGAAAGGACUCGAAGCCUCAGUAGAAACUGGACUUGCUGUGGGCUGGCGAAAUUCCCAAUAUUGGGUUGAGUUCGAGAGCCUGUCGAGAACAUGUUCGUCGCCAAUCCUUGAGGGUUUUUGGCAUUGUUGUAGGCGACCCACUGAUUUCGAUCUGAACCCAAAGAGCUCGGGCUGGGCUCCUAUCGUUCGGCAGAGUAGGCGCAAGCGUCUUGAGGAUCCGCAACCCAAUCUUAGCGGCGACUUGGUGGGUGAGAACGAUGUAUCGCGGGCCCUGCGCCACUGCCUAAAGCGUUAUUCCAAAUUCCAAAUAUCCAAACAACCCCCUACUGUCUUCCAAACAAACUGGAACUAUUGCUAUCUGACUAGGAAAGAGAGCCGGGGAGGGGUCGCUCCCCUGUCUUUACAAAUAAUUUCUAAAACUGCAGUAUGCGCGCAGGAUAUUUAUGACUCCGGGCAUCCCUUUUAA
Molecule: messenger RNA, 843 nt
Organism: Aspergillus ochraceoroseus IBT 24754
Lineage: Eukaryota; Fungi; Ascomycota; Eurotiomycetes; Eurotiales; Aspergillaceae
Exons: 3
Coding region: 1-843 (280 amino acids)
Source: RefSeq, a predicted model, not a curated record